AUGGCUGCUAUGCCUGUCUGUCUCAAUUUUGUCGUGGGUCCAAUCCAAAUGCUUAAACUAUAUGGCAUUCCUUACUGGGUACCUGAUGCUGUAACUAUAUUUGUAAUGUGGUUGGAUUUCGUGACUUACUUGCAUCACCAUGGCCAUGAAGACAAGCUCCCUUGGUACCGUGGAAAGAACGUCGAACCUGCAAUUAGAGAAUCCAUUGGAGACGACGAAUUAUCAUCAGAAUCCCGCGGCGAGUUCCUAGAAGUAGGAGGAGGAGUACUAUUCGUCGUCGUCGUCAUUAGAACUUCGGAGCUGUCAGAGAACACGCCACCGUCAAAUCUCAUCGGAGAAGAAAUAGUGGGAAAGAAGAAGGGUACAAUGGAGGUGAGGUAUUCUGAAUCUAAUGGCUACGAAGGUGUUGAUGACAUCCAACGGGGACAAGGUUUCCCGGAACAUCGCUAUCCAGCUAGCCAAACACGGUUGGUUUUGUUGGGAGAUGAGGCUUCUCUAAGGAGCAUUGUGGACCACAUACGAGUGUCUGUAGAUGGAGCCUUCCCAGUGUUGCUCAUUGGAGUCGACAUGGAAGAUGAUAGUGAGGAAGCUUUCUAUGUUGCUGUCCAAAAGGCAUGGACUUGUCUGGGCUCUUUGGAUGCUUUUAUCAAUUGCUAUACCUACCAAGGAAAGAUGCAGGACAUUCUUCAAGUCCCUGAAGGUGAAUUCAAGAAAAUCACAAAGAUCAAUCUCACAGCUCCAUGGUAUCUAUUGAAGGCUGUGGCAAGUACGAUGAAGGAGCAUGGAGCAGGAGGAUCCAUUGUCUUUUUGGCCACGAUCGCUAGUGGGGAGAGAGGACUUUACCCUGGAGCUGAUGCCUAUGCUACAGCCGCAGCUGGAAUUCACCAGCUGGUUCGGGUAAACAUCUUCUUACAUUUCCUAAUCUGCAAGGCUUGUCAUGUUAUAGACAAUUUAGUUCAAGUUUUAAUAAAAGUCUUUUUUUCCAAGUUUAGAAUUUAUGUUAUGUAA
Eruca vesicaria subsp. sativa (arugula) is the source of this 1008-nucleotide messenger RNA. Lineage: Eukaryota; Viridiplantae; Streptophyta; Magnoliopsida; Brassicales; Brassicaceae. The record is from the annotation of a GenBank genome assembly.